AUUUGCCGACGGCUAUAUUGUUCAGGACACUCACUCCUCACAACGGUCUAUAUGCUCGCAACCUCUCGGAGAACGCGCCAGACGUGUGUCUUCACCCGAAAGAACGCGACAUUCCCCUUCUAGUCAGUCUUUCAACCUCUCCUUUGAUCUCACACAAACCAGCAUGCUCACCUCCAGAUCCAACUCAUCCUCCACAUCGUCCUGGUCCGUCGUGCCGCACCCAUCUCCCAGCAUGUCGCUCUCGGGCAAAGUCUUCACCAUCACGGGGGGCGCCAGUGGCAUCGGCCUUGCAACUGCGAAAUACCUGUCCGCACGAGGAGCGGCCGUCGCCAUUGCCGAUGUGGAUCCUGCUGCGAUGGAAGCAACGAGGGCCUACUUCACCCCGCUCAACGUGCCUUUCAUGAUCCGGAGCGUCGACAUUUCUCAGCGUGAGCAGGUGGACGCCUGGAUCGACGAGGUGGUCACGACAUAUGGGCGUCUGGAUGGCGCCGCGAACGUGGCGGGUGUCAUUGGCAAAGUCCACGGCACGCAUGCCGUGACCGAGCUGGACGAUGGCGAGUGGAGCAGGAUCAUUGCGGUCAACUUGACGGGGACAAUGUAUUGCUUGCGCGCACAGUUGCGGAAGAUUGUGGACGGGGGGUCGAUUGUGAAUAUCUCGUCGAUUCACGGGCUGAAGGGGUUUGCCCGCCACGCCGCGUACGACGCCAGCAAGCAUGGUCUGAUCGGACUGACGCGGUCUGCGGCGCAGGAGGUUGGUCAUCGUGAGAUCCGCGUCAACGCUGUAGCGCCAGGAUCCGUGUAUACGCCUCUGAUGCAGAAGGAGUGGGACAAUGCCGGUCGGCCAGCCGACGCUCCCUUUGACGAGCCCACAGCAUUUCGGAGGCGGGGGACAGUCGAAGAGACGGCCAAUGUGAUUGGAUUCUUGCUGGGGCCAGAGAGCACUUUUGUGAGCGGGAGUGUUUACCGAGUUGACGGUGCUUGGGAUUGAGAGCUUGUCCGGGCUCGUGGACGGCUGCAUUUCCGGAGGAUUUUGUAAAUGGCACUGAAAUGAAAUAGCGUUGCCUGCUUGUAUCAAUAAGUCCUUUUGUGAUCAAAUGUCAGUGCGGGCAUGAGUUAAAAGUGUCCUUGCACAUUGGCGUUCGACAUGUCAGAGGACAGUUCAAGCCCACAUUUUCACAACCAAACAAACUGAGAAAAGGGUCCCAAGACGUGAAAGGGAUCAAUCACCG
Molecule: messenger RNA, 1229 nt
Organism: Emericellopsis atlantica
Lineage: Eukaryota; Fungi; Ascomycota; Sordariomycetes; Hypocreales; Bionectriaceae
Exons: 2
Coding region: 164-988 (274 amino acids)
Source: RefSeq, a predicted model, not a curated record